Molecule: messenger RNA, 3257 nt
Organism: Cyclopterus lumpus (lumpfish)
Lineage: Eukaryota; Metazoa; Chordata; Actinopteri; Perciformes; Cyclopteridae
Gene: abhd3
Product: abhydrolase domain containing 3, phospholipase
Exons: 9
Coding region: 414-1631 (405 amino acids)
Biological process (GO): medium-chain fatty acid biosynthetic process; medium-chain fatty acid catabolic process
Molecular function (GO): acetylesterase activity; monoacylglycerol lipase activity
Source: RefSeq, a predicted model, not a curated record
CUCGCCCUCAUCCUCCGUGAAGGCGGCGGAACUGCACAACACGAGCGCAGGCGCUCUUUGAGAUCGAAGGCGUCCUUCUGAACAUACGAUCUUCGGUCGUGUUCCUCGAGAACCCGGAAGCGGCAGCUUUCUGGCACCGUCGAAUAAAAAAAAGCCCUCAGACGGACACCGGCUCUUUUGGCAUCACUGUCAGAAGCGAUGGGACGCCUCGGAGAAAAAGGAGCGACCGUUACUCACCUUUAACGGUAGCUUGUUAGCUGGUGGGGAUGAAGGCAGGUUGUCAGGCAUUACUGUAACAGACGACCCACGUCCUUUUGUAUCUGGCCCGUUAUUAAGGAGUCGUUAGACCGUUUAGUACCGUCAGCUAACGGGUUAGCUCCCUUCUGGGGCUAAGUAACAAAUAGACAGUAGCGAUGUUUUUAUCCCAUUCGGAGCUCUGGAGAACAUACUGGGACUGUGUGUCCAGGCCUUACACGGUGGUCAUCUGCUCCCUCACGGCCGCACUGUGCUAUCUGUGGGGCCGCAAGUGUCAGACACCGGCCCUCGUCUCUAGCACGCCUUUCAGUGCAUUCCUCCACAAGCACUGUCCUGUGGUGUCCGAGCGCUUCAGUCCCACUCCGUGGUGCUGGGGAGGCCGACUUCAAACACUGGUCUGUGCCGUCCUCAAGUCCAGGCCCCCCGUCACUUACCGCAAUGAGCUGAUCAGUACGGUUGAUGGGGGUCAGAUUUCUCUGGACUGGAUGGAUAAUAAAGAUAGUGCGACCUACCCAGAGUCCUCUACACGCCCCACAGUACUGAUCCUCCCGGGCCUGACAGGCAACAGCAGGCAGUCCUAUGUGCUCCAUGCCCUGAACCAGGCCACCCGCCGCGGCUACAGAUGUGUAGUUUUCAACAACAGAGGACUUGGAGGGGAAGAGUUGUUGACACCUGUCACCUACUGUGCAGCCAAUACCUCAGACCUGGAGCACGUGGUGCACCACAUUAAAGGACUUUACCCAUCUGCCCCUGUGCUUGGGGCUGGUGUGUCCUUGGGAGGCAUGUUAUUAUUAAACUAUCUGGCCCGGAAGCGUACAGAGUCCGGGAUGGUGGCGGGUUUCACCAUCUCAGUCCCUUGGAAUGCGCUGAAGUCGGCCGCCACAAUGGAAGAACCACUCAAUUGGCUGCUCUUCAAUAGAUACCUCACCGCCGGCCUGUGUAAUGCUGUCACCAGGCACAGGAAGGUUCUGGAGAAAGUGGUGGACAUCAACUUUGUCUUGAAGGCGCAGACUAUCCGUGAGUUUGACGAACGCUUCACCUCUUUGAUGUUUGGCUACAAAUCUUGCUCGGACUAUUACUUCGAUGCCAGCCCAGACAAUAAACUGCACAACACAGCAGUUCCCAUCUUGUGUCUCAACGCUGCCGACGACCCCUUCUCUCCCCAACACGCCUUCCCGUUGACCACGAUCCAGAGCCUGCCCAACGUUGCUCUGUUGUCGACGGCCCACGGCGGUCACAUCGCCUUCCUGCAGGGCUUGUUUCCUCGGGGUGAGAGCUACAUGGAGUGCCUGUUUGGCCAGUUUGUCCAAGCCGCCUUUGAACACCCUCAGGACAUCAGGAAAGCCUGCGGGAUUAAGGACGAGCAAAGGAGCUGAUCAUCUUUCUCCCCCAUCACUCUGUCUGUACUCUGAACUAGGAUUACUGCUAGCUGAGAAGAUUAUGGAGUCCGUGGCAUCAUAGCAGUAGAAAAGCUAUUCACAAAAAAAAUGCAUUGCUUUGCAUGUCAUUAUCAUGCCACAGAAAUGUUUGGUCUCCGUGAUGCGUGCACAGAGAAUGACCAACUGUAUUGUACAAUCAUGUGACCUCACUGGAGCUAUGCUGUCUACCUCCUCAUCUUCUCAGGUUCUCUUUUAAUGAGCGAUCAUAGGAGAUUUUUUUUUUAAGUGCAUAACUAAGUCAAUGCCUAAUAUUGCAUCAACACACACAAAAAAAGAAUUAUGCAUAUAUUAGUUUCAACAAAAAAAGUCAAUAGACUCUAAAAUCGAUUUUAAUCAUGUUGUUUUUUCCCCACACGCCGUCCCAACGUGACUUUGAGCCCUUGUAGUGUGUGUUGAAACCAAAAUGCACAAUUAUCCAAAGAAAAUGAGUGCUUUAAGUUUAAAUACUAUUUAAAAAUUUAAUUUAAAUAGAAAUUAACUGAAUGUGAGAAUAACACAGUUAUUCAGAUAUGCGGUUUGUUUUGGCUCAUAAGUUACUUUGAUUUUGCAAGACUUGUCUUCCUUGAAGUGUGUAACAUUCCUCAAGAUGAUCCACCUUUCCCCCCCCACAUACACAUCUUCGCCCUGCAUACAUAUUUCACAUGCAUACAAUUUCUAAAUGUCCACCGUACUUUGAGGUAAUGCUGCUAACAGUUCAGUUAUUAAAACUGUUGGUCUCAACAUGAAAACACCCACACAGCUGGAAUACACACAGCUGGAAUACACACAUCUGCCGUGAAGAACAUACUAAUGGCAUUGUAACAUAGAUCUAUCUUCCACGUUUUGAAUUUGAAAACAAAAAACUGAAAUGUAAAAGUGUAUUGUGUGCUUGUAUAUGCGUUUGCAGUGUGCUUGGUUGCAAUGUAAAUUAUGCAGUACAUUGGAGGUGGUUAAGCUGACACUGUAAAAAGUAUUUGAGAUAUUAUGUACCGGCUUGAAUAGGGUUUUUUGAAUUUGUGCGUAAUCUGCUUUUUGUUUCACACACUGAUGCACAUUGUUUGGGGAAUGGGCAAUAGAUACAAAAAAGCCCCCAGCUAUCUAGUUUGUGGUUAGGGGCGUUCAUUUGUUUUUAAUUGAAUCACUGAUUUCCUCCCGAUUGGUGUGUGAACUGAAUGUCUUUUCAAAUUAGUCGGAUGGAGGGUUUUUAAUAGGCGUGUGUAACACCAAUAGUGCACUGAUGAAACAAACACGUCAUUUUAUAAUGCCAAUAGCAGGGGGAUUUAGGAUUUAUAAUAAUAAUAAUUAUUAUUAUUAUUAGAAGCUACAGUUGUUGGACUCUGAACAAGAAAUAUGACGAUUCUAGCAGCAACUACUCUCAACUAGUAUAAUAAUAACUAAUAUUAACCACUCUCACUUGCCUUUAAUGGAUGUGUAUAUUUAUUGUAUUUUGAGCUGUAAUCACAAUCACAGUGUUUGUGGUAUCACUUAUGAUUGUAACCCUUCAAUGAAAGAACUUUGGGCAUUACAAACAAUCGUAUUUGUUUUUUGUGAAUUACACGUGAAUUAAAGAAUGAUGAUAAUACA